Messenger RNA from Lycium ferocissimum, 778 nucleotides. RefSeq lists its product as uncharacterized. The record is from RefSeq and is a predicted model, not a curated record. The transcript is spliced from 2 exons. Bases 41 to 640 code for a protein of 199 amino acids. Lineage: Eukaryota; Viridiplantae; Streptophyta; Magnoliopsida; Solanales; Solanaceae.
CGUUCAUACUAAUUUUUUCCCCCAAAUCAAGAUCGUUAGGAUGUCGGGUAAGCAACUUGCAUGGUCAAAUUUCCGUAUUGACAUUGUGAUGUUGUCUCAGCUGACUGAUAAAUGUGACCAGCAGCUGAUCAAUGUUAACCAACUUGAGAUUAAGCUUCUCAAGUUGAAAAAUAAGUGUCAAACUCUCAAGAACAAGAAGGCAAAGGAAGAAGGUUUAACUGAUAAGGAGGAGCAAAAGUGGAUUGAGAAGAAAGUCAUGAGGAAAGAAUGCAAAAAUGAACUAAAAGAUGUCAAGACGAGAUACGAGGAGAUUUUUGAUGAAAAAUUGAAGAAAGAGGAAGAAAUUAGAGCUAAACUAGGUCUAAUGGUUGACAAUAAUUCUAUUAAUGUUAAAGUAACAGCCAUGGAAGACCUUUCUUCUAUUAUGUGGAUCAUGAAGAACUCUCCUCAAAUAGAGGUCUUGUUCACUCUUGGCACAUCCAUCAAGUGCCAAGAGGGUUUGGAAAAAAUUGCAUUGAGCAUGGGCAUCAAAGAGAAGCUGAAAAGGAACUCAAAAUACCGCGUCAAGGAUUCUGAAAUUGUCAACCUAACCGACCAAGCCAAGAUGAACAAAGGAGAAGGAGCGUCGGGUGCAAAAUAGUUGUUUGUCUGAAGACAUUUUGUUAGUAUUAUGCUUUGCCUUGUAAUUUGGGUGACUCUAGCUCAAUAGUUGCUGCUUAUUGUGUCUAUGCUUCUCUUUUAUUUUUGUUUUUAUUACUGCUUAAAAAGUUAACCCACA